CAAUUGUUGGUGCUGUAAUGGAAAACAUCCCUCAAAUAAUUCAGGAUGGAUAUUCUUUGCGACACCUUUGGAGUUUUCGAAGCGGUCAGACACUUUCGUCCUGCGAUUUUUCAUCAAGUGGAAACUUUGUAGCAAGCGGAGGACUUGGGAAUAAGCCUUUCAUUUGCAACAUGAAAACUGGUAAUGCUGCUACUACAUUAGAGUCACAUCUAUUUGCCAUCUUAGAAGUUAGAUUUCAACCAGGAUCAACUAUAUUUGCAACAUCUUCUACUGAUAAAACAGUAAAAUUAUGGGAUGCAAACACUGUGAGUCUCUUUCUCUUCACAUCCCUCUUCUGCAUUAGUCAUUCCUUUGUAACUUGA
Molecule: messenger RNA, 362 nt
Organism: Trifolium pratense (red clover)
Lineage: Eukaryota; Viridiplantae; Streptophyta; Magnoliopsida; Fabales; Fabaceae
Product: transcriptional corepressor LEUNIG_HOMOLOG-like
Exons: 3
Coding region: 18-362 (114 amino acids)
Molecular function (GO): protein binding; transcription corepressor activity
Source: RefSeq, a predicted model, not a curated record